AUGCGCGUCAACGUCGCUUUCGGCAUCAUGCUCAGCUUCGCCAUGCUUGAGAUGAUUCUCCUUCAGGCUGUUGUGCUUGUUAACGGACAUGCGCAUGCUAUUACCAAGCCUGCUUUCCUGCCCACCGAAGUGAGUGGAGGAUUCGGAAGCCAACUCGGAAAGAGGGGCGCAAGCAACCAUGUCUGCAACAUUGGUGGCCAACUCGCCUGCCAAACUGACAAUUACUGCAUUGCUGACGACUAUGGAUUUGUUGCCUGCUGUCCAGAUGGCGAGGACUGCCGGCCUCCCACGACUUGUGUCGCCGCAACGGAUGCCGUAAACACGCCAUGCGACGCUGAACUUGGCUGUCUCGUCUGCAACACGCCACCCGAUUCAGAGUGCGUUCGGAUGUACAAUGUCCGGUUCACCAUCAUCAAUUUUUACUGCGAUUCUUAUUCUACAAUAUUCAGCAUGAGUUUGACGGAGGGCUUGGUUUCGACCAUCCAGAAAUGGCCUCCUCACACCACUACCACCACUUCACUAUCGGAGAAGCCAUCUGGUGAACAAACGCCAUCCAUUCCAGCUUCCACCAGCACGGAUACCUCUCAGGAUGGGAUGGUGACAAGAAUAAGUUCUACGUGGACAACAACCCGUAUCAUCACGGGAAACCCAUCUCCUCUCGGAGCAGGUGUCUCACUGGUCACGAUAACGAUCAUCAACCAGCCCACGCAGGCUACUCCGUCGUCCACGAAUGGCACGCCCGAUUCAGGCACCGGGGCCGAUGAUGGACCCUCGCACCCUGGCACCGGCACAAAAGUAGGCGCAGCCAUCGGAGCCAUCAGCAUCUGCGUCCUCAUCGGAGUCGGCGCAUGGUUCGCGUACCGCUGUCUCCUCAGCACGCGGAAGCCCGAUCCGACCGCCCCGCCGCCGCAGGCUCCCAGCGCCGGCACCGACCACCGCCCGGACGCCGUCGAGCUGGAGGCGGUCGGCUCGCAAAGGGCAGAACUCGACCACGCUGCUCCCGCUCCCGCUCCCGCCCCCGUUCCCCGCUCGGAGAUGGACGCGUCCCCGCGCCCGUCGGAGCUCGACUCGUCCGCGCGCGUCGAGCUCGAAUCGCCGCCCGUCUCCCCGCUGCCUCUCGUCGGCAAUGGCGGUUCUUCUCCCGCCAUCGGCCACGGCCGUUCUCCGGUCUCUCCGCUGGAGAGCUGCGGUCCCGUCUCGGAGGAGGCGGCUCCGGCUGGUGCCAGGGGCCCCCCCGCCGACGCCGGAAGGUACGGUCCGGGAGGGUUCCUGAACCCGGAGUACGCUCUCCGGGACGGGCUGUUCUCCCUCGAGGAUGACAGGCAAGUCGAAGAGAACGGGUUCCCCAAUGAAUGA
Molecule: messenger RNA, 1356 nt
Organism: Diplodia corticola
Lineage: Eukaryota; Fungi; Ascomycota; Dothideomycetes; Botryosphaeriales; Botryosphaeriaceae
Exons: 5
Coding region: 1-1356 (451 amino acids)
Source: RefSeq, a predicted model, not a curated record